This is a messenger RNA of Benincasa hispida (wax gourd), 1213 nucleotides long. RefSeq names its product Plastid-lipid associated protein PAP / fibrillin family protein. NCBI's taxonomy places the organism in Eukaryota, Viridiplantae, Streptophyta, Magnoliopsida, Cucurbitales, Cucurbitaceae. The record is from RefSeq and is a predicted model, not a curated record.
CACGGAAGCAAUGUUGCAGAUUUCUCCCAUCGCUACUCUCCACUCUCCUCCGCAUCUCUCUCUUCCGAACUCCGAAACCGUUUUCUUCACAGUUGCUGUUGAAGCUCAAUCCAACCGUCUCCAAUGGCGUCUCCCCACGCUUCUCUCCCUUCACUCUCUUCAAUUCGCUCCCGUCGUUCACCGCCGGUUUCUCCCAACAUCGUAGCUUCCUUGGUUCUGCACUCCAGAUUGCCGUUCGGUGGCCGCUGCCGGAGACUUCUCCGCAGACGUCUCUGUAGAGCUAUGGUUCAGCAGGCCGCUCAAGGAGCUCCGGCGAUUUAUGCCAAGGAGAUGGAGAGGCUCUCUGCUAAGGAAUCGCUGCUGUUGGCAUUCAAAGAUUCUGGAGGUUUUGAGGCUUUAGUUACUGGAAAAACAACGGAUAUGCAGAGAAUUGAUGUGAAUGAGAGGAUAACUGGUCUUGAGCGUCUUAAUCCCACUCCUCGACCAACAACGUCCCCUUUUCUAGAAGGUAGAUGGAAUUUUGAAUGGUUUGGAUCUGGAAGCCCAGGAUUUGCUCCUACGAUAAUAUUUCAGAGAUUUCCAUCAACUCUGGCUAAUUUGUCAAAACUGGAUGCUUUUAUCAAAGAUGGCACUGCUAGGAUCACUGCUAAUGUUAAACUAUUAAAUUCGAUAGAAAGUAAAGUUAUUUUGUCCACCAAGUUAUCAGUGGAGGGACCCUUACGACUGAAAGAGGAAUAUAUUGAAGGGAUACUUGAAACGCCAUCUGUUAGUGAACAAUCAGUACCAGAACAGCUAAAAAGCGCAUUUAGUCAGGUAGUCAACACGGUGCAGCAACUUCCAGUUCCUAUCAAAGAUGUCAUUGCCGGUGGGCUUAGAGUUCCUCUAACUGGAUCUUAUCAAAGGCUCAUGAUGAUUUCUUAUCUUGAUGAGGAAAUUCUAAUUAUUAGAGAUACUUCUGGGGUGCCUGAAGUUCUUACAAGGCUGGAUUCUCCUCCAACUCCCCUGGAGCCAAACGCAACAGACUAUGAAAGCUAGUGUGAUCUUUCUUCAAUGCAUUUCCAUUAUAAUAAAUUCAAUUUCUCUCGUUCUCUCUCCCAGAUUCUUUUGCCUUUUCAUCCCAUACACUUCCACUUUAAUGAAUGCCAUAGCACUUGACAAAUUCUUGUCAUUUCUGCCUUAAAACUAAUCCAAAAGGUGAAAGAAUUCAUCCAUA